Lodderomyces beijingensis is the source of this 1527-nucleotide messenger RNA. Lineage: Eukaryota; Fungi; Ascomycota; Pichiomycetes; Serinales; Debaryomycetaceae. The record is from the annotation of a GenBank genome assembly.
AUGUUAACCAGGGAGGUUUCCAAACUCAAGAGAUAUAUGUUCAAGUUUCUUAGAGAAAAAGUUGCAGUUAAUAAGUUUGGCAACCGACCGAAGCAGACGAGGCAUAGCGCACAUACCAGAGAUACCACGCACACUCAAUCACAAUCUCAAACUCGGUCGAUGUCCUCGAAAGCGGCCAUGGGGUCACGAGAGCCACGCAAGUCGAUGUUGACUGUGGAGUCAUGUCAAGGUCUUCCGCGUGCUAGGCUUCCCGAAUACGUCAAGUCGCAGCAUAACAGGCUCUACAACAUCAUUUGGAGAAACUAUCCGCCCAAGAAUGUCUUGAUGAUUAAAAAACCGUGGGACUUGACCGUUCGCGAAGCCAUGAUCCAGUUGAUCAACCACUUACAUGUGCAGUAUCCCCUGGUCAACAUUGUCGUUAAUGAAGAUGUUGCUGACGAGCUUGUUAACGAAGUCACCACUGUCAAUAAGCUAUUAGAUGAGUCAGUCCUGCAUGUGAUUUACACGGGCAAGAACAAGGAUAUCAUUGACAAGAUUGAUUUGAUGAUCACCUUAGGAGGCGAUGGUACUAUCUUGAAGGGGGUAUCCUUGUUUUCAAAUGUUAAGGUGCCCCCGGUGUUGUCGUUUGCCAUGGGCACGCUUGGGUUUUUGCUUCCGUUUGACUAUUCCAACAGCAUGGAGUGUUUUCGAAGCGUGUAUGAAGGGCGGGCCAAGGCGUUGCAUAGAAAUCGCUUGGAGUGUCACGUGUUGCGGACUGAUGACGUUGAGAAGGAGGAAGAACUGGCGCUGGCGGUGGUUGACGGUGCCCACCGAGGCGACGUUUCUCAAUUGAAGAUUGAACGAGAACAGUUUAGCGACAAGAGAGAAAUGAUCCAUGCCAUGAACGAUAUAACGAUACAUCGAGGCAGUUUGCCGAAUCUUACCUCGUUGGACAUUUACAUUGACGGCGAGUUUUUCACAACGACGUAUGCCGAUGGCUUGAUUUUUUCAACGCCAACUGGAUCUACGGCGUACUCGCUAUCUGCAGGCGGAUCGAUAACGCACCCCGUGGUGCCCUGUAUAUUGUUGACGCCAAUCUGUCCUCGCUCGUUAUCGUUUCGUCCGUUGAUUUUGCCGAGCACUUCGGAUAUCAUGAUUAAGUUGUCGGAAAACAACCGCAACAACUUUAUCGAGUUGACCAUUGACGGGAUAAGCCAAGCCGAUUUGCAUCCUGGAGACGAGUUGCACAUCACCUCGGAAACGGUUGUUGCCAACACUUUGAUUCGGCAACAGAGUUUAUUAAAGCAGCAGUCUCAGAGCAGUCAAGCACAGUCACAACAACAACAACAACAGCAGCAGCAGCAGCAGAGUAUUCGGUCGAUGCAAGAGGAAGAAGAAAUGCUAAAUGGGGACAAUAUCGUUUACAACGAUAAGAACGGCAUAUGGUGUGUUGCCACUAACCCCAAUCAAUGGUCAAAGGACUUGAAUAGUUUACUAGGCUUCAACAGUUCAUUUAGAGACCAAAAGGGCAAGAAAUUGCAUUUAUAG